Messenger RNA from Parnassius mnemosyne (clouded apollo), 2244 nucleotides. Lineage: Eukaryota; Metazoa; Arthropoda; Insecta; Lepidoptera; Papilionidae. The record is from the annotation of a GenBank genome assembly.
AUGACACGAAAUAAUGAUAUAUUGUUUAUGGCCGAAUACAUCAAGAAUGUAUUGUAUUUUGCAACAGUAAGGCCAGGGAGAAUUUUAAAGAAUACUGCUGACAUACAUUAUUUUUGUAUAGAUAAUGAAUUAAUUUAUGAAAACUAUUACUCUGACUUCGGACCUUUAAAUCUUGGUUGUAUUUACAAAUACUGUAGAAUAUUAAAUGAAAAAAUAGAACAAUGUCAAAAUAAUCAAAUCAUUGUUCACUACACUUCCUCUGACCCUAAGAAGAGAACUAACGCCGCGUUUUUACUGGGAUGUUUUGGCGUUUUAUAUUUGAGUUUGCCACCAAAAGAAGCUUUGAAACCGUUAAUUGUACACGGUUAUAGUUAUCGGCCAUUUCAAGAUGCAACGCCUGGUGAUUCAUCGUACACAAUAUCAAUAUUAGAUUGCCUUAAGGCGAUAAACAAAGCUCGAGAAAUAGGUUUCUUUAAUUUUCAAGAUUUUAAUUAUAGGGAAUAUGAUCGAUUAGAUAAAAUACAGGGAGGCGAUCUAAAUUGGAUUAUACCUGGUAAAUUCCUUGCAUUUAUUGGCCCCGUGGAGCAUAGAGGUCCGCUAUAUCACCGACCCGAAGAGUACAUUAAUUAUUUUAAAGAAAAUAACGUUAAAAUCGUCAUAAGAUUAAAUAAAAGAUUAUACGAUGGCAAUGUAUUUAAUAAUGUUGGCAUUAUUCAUUACGAUUUGUUUUUUCCCGACGGAUCAUGUCCACCAAGAAAUAUACUUUUUAAAUUUUUACAAAUAAGUGAAUGCUCUGAAGGUGCUAUCGCAGUCCACUGCAAGGCAGGUUUAGGGCGCACUGGUUCUUUAAUUGGUUGUUACCUAAUCAAGCAUUAUCGUAUGACGUCUCAUGAAGCUAUAGGUUGGAUGAGGAUAUGCAGACCUGGCUCCGUAAUCGGACAGCAACAGGAGUGGUUGGAGCAACUUGAACCGUGGCUGAUAAAACAAGGGAAUUUAUAUAGGAGACGGAAAUUCGGUGACGAAAAUAAGUUGCCAGUACACGAAUAUGGCUUAUAUUCUAUAUCUGAAAAAGCUCUCAAGCAGAAGCCAGUUUUAUUAAGUAAAUCACCUUCCCCACCACCUCCCAUACAAAGGCAUAAUCGAAUAGACAUUUCGUUACAACCAAGGCCCCAGGCUUCUAAAACCAGGGAUGGAGAAAAUAAUGAAAACGAAGAGACAUUCCUUACCUCUUGUGAUUUAACCGUAAAGCCCUCUGUGCCCAUGUUUCGUAUGAAAGGAUGUAUUAUAAAUAGUAGCACUGUAUUUGAGAACGACGGAUUAGAUUGCCCAUCGGAAAAUUUAAAUCUACCAAAAUGGAAGAGAAUUCUCUUUUGUCAUUUGUGUGCUAACGUCUGGAACGAAAUGAUAUGGAAAUUGGCAGUGCGUUGCGUAAAAUAUACGCCUAAGUUCUGUAACAGUACUAAUGUAUGCUGCAAUCUAAUAGACAAGGACUGUUAUAAAAAGGUUUCCAGUGGGUACGCUCCUAUUCCUACGUUUUGUACAACUCAAGGUCCUAUUGUGAAAACUGUAAAUGAAGCCCGAGAUUUUCUAAUGCGAGCUUACAAAGAAAAUCGUGAGAGGCAAUUGAGCUCUACGCUUAGGGUGACAUCAAAAAUGCCAUUUCAAAGACCUAAUGCGCAUUAUGAAUCAACUUAUGGAAUUACAACAUGCAAUUCGCCUUCAUCUUUUCGUACAGUUGCUAGAGAAUUUUCUCAGCCGCAUUACCGACGUCGGCUUGGCCGCAGUCCAAGCCCACCGCAAGCUCGGUUAGUUGCAGAACAGUCACGGGCUACCAACACACCGCCGCCAAAAGAGAGAAUGCUUAAAAGAGAUUCUUCUAAAUCUACUAUACGUGAUGCGUUGUCGAAGCUAAAAUUAGCAGUCCCCCGUUACGGUUCGAUCGGAGCGGGAUCAGUUGGGGCUGCGUCACUUGGCGCUCGGCGAGACGCUCCCAAACCCAAACAGGCUCCAAGCGUACGCUCAGAUGAACGUCCUACCGCUACACAAGGGGACUUGCUCAACAGUAUCAAGUUUCAAAGAAGAUUUCGAGAAACUCUCAAUAAUGAAAAAAUAAACUCCAUGUUUCGUGAUAACCAAGACAGUAAACCGGGUGAUAAAACCGUAGGCGGAACAUCAAGAUCUUUGUUCAACAGACCCAGUUCUCCAAAAGGAAGGCACAGUAUGCAGAACUCAUUUUUUUAUUAA